Molecule: messenger RNA, 3975 nt
Organism: Ochlerotatus camptorhynchus
Lineage: Eukaryota; Metazoa; Arthropoda; Insecta; Diptera; Culicidae
Exons: 4
Biological process (GO): DNA integration
Molecular function (GO): zinc ion binding; nucleic acid binding
Source: RefSeq, a predicted model, not a curated record
AUGAUAUUGGAUCAAAUCGUUGAGAAAUGUGCUUCGGUAAAGCUUCGCCAAAAGAUGCUCAAGAAGGAUAUGACUCUAGAAGAGGUUGAGGCAAUUGGAACCAGCAUGGAAGAAAGUGAGAAAAAGCUGAAGGAUUUUGAGGAUGUCAAAGUAGCUGAAGAUGUGAACAGAGUAUCUGGAAAGAAAAUGGUAAACGAACCGGACCGUGACUUGAAUGCGCGACAAAAAUGGAUAAAGCGGGAUAAUACUCAAGCAUAUCGGUCAAACCAACGGAACUGGAAUGGAAAACGCUCGGAGCCUGUGUGUUUUGCCUGUGGUCGUCGUGGUCACGUAAUGGGAGCCGCAUACUGUCCUGCCAAACAAGCUGCGUGUUUAAAUUGCAAAAGAAUUGGACAUUUUGCGAGGCAAUGUCGCAAGCGCCCUAACAGAGACCCUCGAUCAGAGCCAGCUGCAAAAAGGGUACGAGUGGUUCAGGACACUGGUUCUGAAGAUAACAAGGAGAGCGAUUAUAUGUUUUACGCUAUGGGCAACAACACCUUUACAUUCUCUGUGGGAGGAGUGGAAAUACCCAUGGUAAUUGAUUCCGGAGCUGCUGCAAAUAUAAUAAAUCAAUUAACAUGGAUGGACAUGAAGCGAAAGGGAGUUGUGGUUCGGAACAUGGCAACUGAAAUUGACCGUGCUCUUACGUGUUACGGAUCAGAGGAACCAAUGGAAAUUACUGGCUGCUUUACGGCAACUAUUGCGGGCGGAGGGCAUGAGACGGAAGCACAAUUCUAUGUUGCAAAGAGAGGUCAGCAAUGUCUCCUAGGAGAUGAGACAGCCAAAUCACUCUAUGUUUUGAAAAUUGGAUUUGACGUCGGCCGUGUUUCGGAGGAAGCUACGAUAGAAUUUCCAAAGAUCAAGGAUGUUGUCGUUGAGAUACCAGUGGACCGGAACGUUCAGCCCGUUCGCCAAGCUUAUCGACGUGUUCCUUAUGCUCUGGAAGACAAGGUGGAGGAAAAAUUGGAUAUGCUGCUUACGCAAGGGAUAAUUGAGCGAGUUCACGAACCAUCUCCUUGGGUCUCACCACUAGUUCCUGUACUGAAGGACUCGGGAGAUGUUCGGCUGUGCAUCGACAUGCGUCGGGCAAACAAAGCCGUCUUGAGGGAGGCUCAUCCUUUGCCUUUGGUGGACGAGCUGUUGGGAUCCGUUGAUGGAGCGACUGUUUUUUCUAAAAUUGACAUAAAGGAGGCCUAUCAUCAGAUGGAGAUUUCUAAGGAGUCACGACCAAUCACCACAUUUAUUACGAAGACCGGGCUGUACAGAUAUGAGAGGUUGAUGUUCGGCGUUUCGUGUGCUCCAGAAAUUUUCCAGAAAACUAUGGAAGCCAUUUUGGCCGGAUUAGAAGGGAUAAUUAUAUAUCUAGACGACAUUGUAGUGUUCGGCGAAACGAGAGCAGAGCAUGAUAAAAGGUUACAAGCGUUGCUCAAGAGGCUGGAGCAAUAUGGUGUAUUGCUUAACGAGCAAAAAUGCGUAUAUGGUGUGACCGAAAUUGAGUUCCUAGGACACGUUCUGAAUUCGGAGGGAGUGAAACCAACGGAAAACCGGGUCAUGGCCAUAAAAUGUUUCCGAGAACCUAAAAAUGUUUCGGAACUUAGAAGUUUCUUAGGCUUGGUUACAUAUGUUGGUCGAUUUGUGUCUAACCUUGCUGGCAAAACGGAACCGCUGCGGAAACUUCUGCGAACCGGAUCAAUAUUCCGGUGGAAACAGGAACAAAAUGCAGCAUUCCAAGAUAUCAAAGCAGCAGUGUGUAACAUCGGAUAUCUGGGGUUCUUCAAUCGUGGUGACCGAACAAAACUAGUGACAGAUGCAAGCCCGGAAGGUUUGGGUGCCGUACUUUUGCAGGAAAACGAGAAAGGGGAAACCAGAAUAAUCGCUUUUGCUAGCAAGGCGUUAACUGAUCUGGAGCGUAAAUACUUUCAGACACGAUUUCAACUAAUUACUGAUUGUAAGGCUUUAAAAUAUCUUUUUAACCCUCGAUCACGCCCUUGUCCGAGAAUCGAGCGUUGGGUCUUGCGGCUUCAGGCUUAUGAUUACGAGAUUAUUUACGAACCAGGAUCGAGUAAUCUCGCUGAUUCGUUAUCUCGAUUGUCGGUGCGUUCCCCGAAAGCAUUCGACAUAUCAACAGAUGCCUACAUUCGUCAGUUGAUAGAACACUCAAUUUCCGAUGCUGUAGUAUUAAAUGAUGUCAUACAAGCGACCAAGAAUGAUACGACGCUCCAAGAGCUUAUGCAAGCUUUGGAAACAGAUGUAUGGCCAACGAGCGUCAAGGGUUAUAAGCAGUUCAAAACCGAGCUUCACACGGCGGCUGGAGUUAUCAUGCGGGGAGAUCGUUUAGUCAUCCCAGAAAUUCUUCGAUCUCAAGUUAUUGUAUGCGCACAUGAUGGACAUCCUGGGAUGACCGUUAUGAAACGCCGUCUACGUCAAAAAGUGUGGUGGUUGAAAAUGGACGACCAAGUGGAUAAAUACGUCAAAAGUUGUAAUCUUUGCACCAUGGUGUCAACGGUUGGACCUCCCGAGCCUAUGCAAAGAACCAAGAUGCCUACAAAAGCGUGGUCUGAGGUUGCCAUUGAUUUUUUGGGACCGCUUCCUAAUGGAUACAAUUUGCUAGUGCUGAUUGACUACUUUAGUCGGUUUGCGGAGGUCAUUAUCAUGAAGCAGACAACAGCAGAGUUAACGGCGAAGGCUCUUUUCGAAACUUUCAGUCGUUUCGGAAUUCCGGAUAUACUUCGAUCUGACCACGGGCCACAAUUUAUAAGUGAAUCAAUGAAAAGGUUCUGCAAGGAAUUCGGCAUUCAGCAGCAGCGAACAACCCCAUAUUGGCCACAGGCCAAUGGAGAGGUCGAGCGUAUGAACAAUACAAUUUUGAAACGUUUGCGCAUAAGUCAAGAAUCGCAAAAUGCUGACUGGAGAUGGGACCUUAGAAACUUUCUACUUAUGUACAACUCCACACCACACACUACAACUGGAGUUGCUCCUUCAGUGCUGAUGUUCGGAAGGAUCCUAAGAGAUAAACUGCCAAGUGUCACGGGAAGAGUGGACCAAAUGACUGAGGGGAUAAGAGACCGAGAUUGGAGUUUAAAACUACAGGCAGCGGAGUCAACGAACAAACGGAAAGAUGCAAAGGAAAAUACGUUGAAGGUUGGUGAUUUGGUGAUAGCGAAACGGACUAUGAGAGAGUAUAAGUUGUCCAGCAAUUUUGGAUCAGAGCUGUUUGAAGUCAUCAGCCGCUCAGGAUCAGAAGCCAAAAUCUGCUCUAGAUCGACAGGAAAAACUUACAACCGAAACGUUUCUCAUCUGAAGCCGAUUGUUUUAGAAACACAUGAUGAACCCGAAGCUGACCCAGUAAAGCAAAAGGAAGGCACUGAUAAUCCUCUAGUGAAGGAUACACCACAGGAAAAUGAAGACCAGAUGCCAACUGAAAAGAAUGUUGAAGCAAAUUUGGACUUCCACCGGCUGUCGGAGCAACAGAAAAACCUCACAGAGCAACUGAAUGCCAACACGCAGGUGAUUCAUCAAUUCACACUGCAUCAGAGUAAACCCAGUAUAGUCAAUGAAGGGCUCGAGGUUCUGCUAACCAGCAUAAAAAAUGAGCUAUCUGCAAUAAACAAAAACAGCAGUUUAGCUGGCAGUGUAACCAAUGACAGAAUUUCAAAGUCGUUGGAAUCUGUGACGUCUGGGCUGGCCGGUGAUCUGCGUAAUAUCAACGCAGAAAUAUGUCAGCUCAAUCAGCUGGCAAUUGAUGCAGCCGCCACAUCAACAAUGACUACUAACCCGAUUCUAGAGCUCAAUAUUCUUGAUGAGCUGAAGUCAUUGUCAGCUCAUAUAAUGACUUCGCAGAACCCCGCGCCUUCGCCCGAACCAUCUGAUCCAUACACCAAUUUGGAAGACGAAAUAAACAACACCGACGUAUGGCGUCUUCUAGGCACCAGAAAG